Messenger RNA from Penicillium canescens, 5223 nucleotides. RefSeq lists its product as uncharacterized. Gene Ontology annotation, biological process: carbohydrate metabolic process. Gene Ontology annotation, molecular function: chitin binding; hydrolase activity, hydrolyzing O-glycosyl compounds. The annotation marks the transcript as partial. NCBI's taxonomy places the organism in Eukaryota, Fungi, Ascomycota, Eurotiomycetes, Eurotiales, Aspergillaceae. The record is from RefSeq and is a predicted model, not a curated record. The transcript is spliced from 17 exons.
AUGCGCUAUUUUCCCGUAACAGCGUUUCUGCUGUUGUCGUCCUUCGGGGCUUCCGUCUCGGGGCUACACGGGCAUCAUAGACAUGAGGCUCUGCAUCAUCGGUCCGAAAAUGCACCAGUAUCCAAAGCAAAGCCUAUUCACCUUCGCCGUGAUGAUUCCUCUGAUCAAGAACAUACAUGUUCUUCACAUAGAGAAUGUGAUAACGGAGCCUGCUGCGGCCAAAACAACGUCUGCGGCUUUGGCCCGGUAUAUUGCGGCGAUGGCUGUCGGUCUAACUGUGAUGCCAAAGCAGAGUGUGGUCAAUAUGCGAAGGUCAACGGUACUACUUGUCCAUUGAACGUUUGCUGCAGAUCUCUAACUUUUCAAGGUUGUCAAUCCAAUUGUGGGAAGGUCGAUCGACCUGCCUCUGGGGUCAAAGACGUGCGUCAGAAUGUGAUUGGAUAUUAUGAAAUGUGGAAGGCAGACAGUGGAGGAGGUUGUGGUGAUUCCGGAAUCAUGCUUCCAGAGAUGAUUCCCGUCGAAAACCUCAACCAGUUGAACAUCGCCUUUCUCUACAUAGACCCAAAGGACUUCACUAUUGCAGACAUGGAGCACGUUCCUGACUUAUUAUAUACCCGUCUCGCCGACACAAAGACCAGGAAUCCCGAUCUCAAGGUUUGGAUCAGCUUGGGAGGCUGGGCCUUCAACGACCCCGAUCAGUAUCCCCAUCUGUUUUCCGAUAUCGCUGCUUCCACGGCGAAGACAAAGAUGCUUGCCAAGGGGCUACUUGAGUUCAUGAACAAUUAUGGCUUCGACGGUGUUGAUUUCGACUGGGAGUACCCCAGUGCGGACGAUCGCGGUGGCGAUCCGAAGGACAAAAGUAACUACCCUUUGAUGCUCCAGAGAAUCAAGAGAUUCUUCUCGGUCCAUGGCGGUGGUAAGAACUUUGGAAUCUCCAUUACGGUCCCCACAUCCUAUUGGUAUCUGCGAUGGUUUGACCUCAAAGCCCUAGAGGAACACCUUGAUUCAUUCAACUUGAUGUCUUAUGAUCUUCACGGAACUUGGGAUGGCGACAAUCCUAUUGGCAGCCAUGUUUACUCUCACACAAACCUCACCGAGAUCAACCUGUCCUUGGAUCUCUUUUGGCGCAACGAUGUCACACCGAGCAAGAUUAAUCUUGGUCUUGCUUUCUAUGGUCGAACAUUUGAGUUGGAGAGUUCAAUCUGCAAUAAACCAGGAUGCGACUUUAAGGGCCCGGGCCCGAAGGGAGAGUGCACUCAUACUGAAGGCAUCCUGUCCUACACGGAAAUUCUGAUGGAAAUGGACAAUGCAGGCUUGUCUGUUGGAUCCGGAGUCACUUACGACGAAAAAGCUGCAGUCUACUAUUUCAACUAUGGUGAUAAAGGUAAUAACUGGCUAUCCUUUGAUGACUCUGUGACAUUCCAGAGAAAGAUCGAUCUCGCAAAUGACCGCGGCCUUGGUGGUAUCUUUGUUUGGGCUUUGGAUCAAGACGAUGACAACAUGCACGCUCUCAAGGCAGUGCUGGGCAAAAAUAUUGUUUCUACGCCCUUGACACAAGAUGGAUAUGGUGCAUUUGAUCUUAACAAGUGCUAUGUGACUGAUUGUGGCAAGAAAUGCAAGUCCGGGGACACGACGAUGACCCAUCUUAAUCAGAAGAAUAACAAGGGAUGUGCCGAGGACAGCGACGACGAACACACAUGGGCUGGCAAAAGUCAUACUCAGCGUUCCUUCUGUUGUCCUGCUCCUACAGCACCUGACUCGUCUACGUGCCACUGGAGAGGAGAAAUUGACAACGGCGGCAUUUGCACCUCAAGCUGCGAGCCCGGAGAGGUUACAAUGGUUCUCGAUGACAGUGGAGACGGUGACUUCCAAAAAGGAUUCUUCUGUGACUGUGGAGGCAAGAAAGCUUAUUGUUGCCCCGCAACAAAUGGACAAAAAGCGAUACAAAACUGCAAGCUCGCGGAUGAAGGAAAAGAUUGUCCAAGUAAUAGACCCCAAGAGCUCACGUGGGUUGCGAGUACCCUCCAGUAUGGUACUUCUCUCUCAGGUACAGAACAGAAGCUGUGUUGCCCUGACAAACCCAAAUAUAGCAACUGUGGAUGGCAUGGAGAGGCCCUGACCUGCCACAACAAUGCGUGUCCAACGGGCCAAAUUGAGCUGACUAGAUGGGCCGGACUUCACGCAAAGGAUGGAGCAGACAAGGACAAAACUCCCUUCAUAGGAUGUGCAAACGGAGAUAAAGCAUCCUUCUGUUGUGAUCCUCCUGUCCAUGGUGGCUCACCGUUCAUUCCCGUGCCAUUGGAAAAUCUGUUCCCUGGUGGCAAGGACUUUAGUAGUGACCUAGACGUCGAUUUCAGUGAAGUCAUUCAAAACAGUCCGGAUGAAGUCGGUGCAGACGAAGAAGGGGAGGGGACUGAUCCUAACAAGAGCAGCUUCUCUUGGAUGGUCAUGGUUGGUGAACCGGAAGAUGUUCAGAGUUUCUCCAAGAGAGACGGGUCGCAUCUCCAGCUGUUUGAUUGCCCGAACACCCAUGUAGACGACUUCACUACACAGCAUGCAAAGGCUGUCUGCCUUGAUGAUUCCUCGGACAGCAACUGUGAGCAUAUCCUCAAAGGAGGCGUGGAAGGAACUGUCGUUCGUCUUCCUAGUCACUGCGGGCCCGAUGAAUGGGUGCGUGCUGUGAGCUUUGAAAGGUCGCACAGCGGCUCUAUACCCGAGCACCUUUCCAAGCGCGCUGGUGCUGGAGCAGCAAUUUACGACUUCCACUACGACUACAAUUUUGACUUGCUUCGGCGGGAUGGAGAAGAAAUUCACUUCCGAGCGGAUAUGUCCACGCAUCCAGGAUACUGGAAGAGUCUGGUAGCCGAUCCUCAUGACUCACCCUCGAAACGUGACGCCAGCAAUUGGAGGCAUUACGAUCGCCGCUGGUGGGCCGAAAAGGACCCGCACUCCUGGUUGAAAAAGUUCCAGAAUCUGCUCAAGACAGACAAGGAUGGCAAGGAAAAGGUUGGCUUGAAAAAGCACUAUGAGUACAACGAGUGUCUGCUUGGUGCAUCUGCCAGCUGUGGAAACGCCAAUGCCACCGUUAAAGCGAACGUGUUCGGAACACUUGACACGACCAUGGACAUGGGCAUGUCUCUCAUCGGCACAUUGAAGAACUUUGGAUUCACGGAGGCAUUUACAUUCUUCAAUCAAGAGGAUUUCAAUGCCACGAUGGGAGUCGACUUUGAAGCUUGGGCGAAGAUGCAUUUCUCAAGCGGCUACGUGCCACUUGGCAGCUUUGACAGCUUUGGUGCAAACUAUUUCAUCAAAGGUAUCUUCAAGGUCAAUCCUUACUUCGAACUCGAGGCUCGGGUUCAGGCUGAUGUAGGGAUCUCUGCCGAUGCCCAGGUCGGUAUCAGUCUCUAUCACCCAAGAUACUGGUACUUCCUGCCAGACACGUUGGCCGAUAUGCCCGUUGAAUCCGGUAGUUUUGACACAGAUUCCAAGAUGGGGCCCGUCGGUACCGUUGGCGAGAUCAAGGCUAACGCCGGUGGAAAUAUUGCGUUCUCCGUCAAACCAAGCAUUGGAGUCGACAUUGGUCUUUACAUCCCAAAGAAGGGAGACCUGGCAAGUACCAACAUCAAGUUGUCAACAACGGCCGAUUUCGACUUUGGUGUUGCCGCAACUGCCGGUACAUCUUGCGCAGGCAUAGAUCUGACAUUGAAGGCAGAGGUUGAAGCCGAGCUGAGUGUUAAGAGUGGCAUUGAAGCGUGGGGCAAGAAUGAGUAUACCUUCAACUCCCCUACGAUGAGACAGGUCUAUCAUGAUUGUAUCCCAUUCUCCUCGCUGGCGGGACGAUCGGAGCAUGCUGGCUUUAUGACAUUGCCCAAUUCCACCAAGUUGGAGAGCCGCGCAUUGGAUGCACCGAAGGAAUCCAAACGCCAGUGCGCAUGGUCAACCUCACACAUUUCAUGCCCAGGGCGCGAUGAUUCGUCUGAUGACCCGGAUCCUGACUGUGAUAUGUCGUCUUUGCAAACCAAAAUGCUGUACAAACGGAGUGAAAAAGAACCAAUGGACUAUUGCAAGCAGGACACCAGGAAAGAUGCCACACAAUACGAGGGCUUCACAACCAAUGGGUUACAAAUCAACUUUCCAACUUUCCCAUCCUCCGGGGACUUGGUUAGAAAAUUCGGCGCGUCCAAUGUCGUGUCAUAUGAUGGGAUCAAACCUGAUGACUGCAACAACUUCGACUUUGGAAUCGUCACCACUCCCAAAGAGCCAGGGAAAAGCAAGCCACGAUACGAUGCCGAGCACGUUCUUGAAGCCCAGGUGCUUCCUCAAUUCUUCAGAUAUAUGACGAUCAAGCGAUCCAAUGUUCUUUCUGAUGAUAGUGACUCUGAUGACGACGGUGAUACCGAAAUGGGCGAGGCCGACGACGACGGUGAUGUCGAGAUGGGUGAUGCCGAUAGCGACUCUAACUCCAAUCCAUAUGCACUCGAGUUUAAUGACCCCCGCCAGGGAUAUUCGGGAGUCAUCAAUAUGUGUGAUUACAUGAAGGUUUGGUGGGCGAAGAACGAUGAUGAUAAGAAGGCCUGGAGUGCCCACAAAUUUGUUGCCUCGGCUUAUCCUGGGAAAGAUGGAAGGAAGUGGAUAAAUUCUGAAGAGUUUGUGCUUCUUCCUGCAUACAUCAACUCUGCAGUGAAAGCAAAUUACUUUGGAGGAAACGAGGAAACCCACAAAGCAAGUUUGAAUAGGAUCAUUAAGAAGGCUGAAGACAAAAAGCAGCCUGACUGGGGUUCAGCAUUGAAAUAUGUCAAGGCCCAUAUUUACUUCUACAAAUACCUUGGAACUCCCGAAGUCCAAAAGAUUCUGGUAAAGCAAGUCAAUCGGGUUGCCCAUAACAUGGAGCAAGCGGAGGACACUCUCUUACAACAGAACAUCGGUGGGAUCCAGGGAUAUGUGGAUCCAAAAGCCCCUUACCGAGGACAGGACUUUGCAGAUGAAUGGCGCGCCUAUAUCAAGGAUCGACACGCGGUCGUGGAGCAAAAGAGUCGAAAGUUCGUUAAGGAGUGGGCUUCAACACUGCGUAGUUGGAAUUCGGCAUCAGGCACUCAAAACGCAAAGGGCAUCCAGUCGAACAAAGAUAUUGUGGAGAUGUUUGAGAACAUGGAAAAAGCAGUCAACAGCCUUCCGCCAUGGAGCAUCAACUGGGAUUUGAAAGACUCGAAGGGAGUCCCAUCA